Toxotes jaculatrix (banded archerfish) is the source of this 3217-nucleotide messenger RNA. It is a transcript of the gene mlphb, whose product is annotated as melanophilin b. Gene Ontology annotation, molecular function: small GTPase binding; myosin binding; actin binding. Gene Ontology annotation, cellular component: cortical actin cytoskeleton. The record is from RefSeq and is a predicted model, not a curated record. Gene Ontology annotation, biological process: intracellular protein transport. Bases 50 to 1750 code for a protein of 566 amino acids. The transcript is spliced from 15 exons. Lineage: Eukaryota; Metazoa; Chordata; Actinopteri; Toxotidae.
GGCUACUCAGUCAGCGCCAAGCCCAGCUCCAGGCAUCAACUUCACAAUUAUGCCUGGCACCACAACAGGGAAGAAGCUGGAUCUUUCCAAGCUCACAGAUGAGGAGGCCCAGCAUGUGUGGGAAGUUGUCCAGCGAGAUUUUGACCUGAGGAAGAAGGAGGAAGACAGACUCGGGGAGCUGAAGACCAAGAUUGAGAAGGAAGACACCAAGCGGGAGUUGUUGGGGAACCAGACCAGCCUGACUGAGUCUCACUGUAUUCGCUGUCUCCAGCCCUUCAAGUUCCUAGUCAACAGCAAGCAUCAGUGUCUGGACUGUCAGCUCUCUGUCUGCAAGUCCUGCAGCCGCUACAAUAAGAAGGAGCAUGGCUGGGUGUGUGAUCCCUGUCAUAUGGCCAGGGUCCUCAAGAUCGGCACGUUGGAGUGGUACUACGAAAACGUCCGUGCCCGCUUCAAGCGCUUUGGCAGCGCCAAGGUGAUGCGAUCGCUCUUCAAGAGGUUGAGCAGAGAACACAACUGCUCUCAGAAUGACCUUGGAGAGCCCCAUGAUUAUGACACACAGAGCAUGCCUGAGGUUCACACAGAUGGAUAUGAGGAGCACAGUAUGGAUGCAACAGAUUCAAAACACUACGGGGCCUCAGGAUCCCAUGACAUUAUGGCCAUGGAUGUAGGCGGGAGGGACUCGGUGCUUGCUGAAGCUGAACUGGCCUCUGUCUUUCACCAGAUUUUGGAGCAGCAACACAAAGAUGACCUUGUGUACUCAGACAGCCGAACUAUCCCGUCUCGCUCCGUCUCCCAGCUCAGCUACUCUUCAUGUGGCAGUGGGAGUGCAGGGGGUCCCCGGGGCAGCAGCAGUUAUCUCCCCGGCCCUGAUGACUUGGAGGAGGACGAUGACCACUGCAGACCCUACCCGCUCUACCAGUCUCACAGAGGCCCCUGGAGCCACACCUCUCAGGAGAGCCUGAACUCAGCACACCCCCCACCACAGAUCACUGACCUGAACAAACGCAUGUCAGCCAUUGAGACCCUCUUGAACCGCUUAGAACAGAAGGUCACCUCAACGUACGACCAGGCCUCUCCGACUCCAAACAGCACCUCUCCUCUUCCUCAGUGGGAGGAAGUGGACCUGGAAGAGCAGCAGCUCAGGCAGAAGCUCAACGAAAUGACAGACAACAUCAGUGACCACAGCCUAACCUCUGAUGAGGACGAGUCCAACAGGCCACGUUCCUCGCAAGAGAUCCCAGCUUGGAGGAGCCCGGAGCGGGAUACCAAGCCUUCCAGACUACCUACCAGACCCACAUCCAGAACAAGCAUCGUGGUCUCCAGACUUGACGAGGAGCCGCCUCAGAACACUGACUCUCAGACAAACCAUACGACAGAGGGCGUGGAGAGGAAGUGGCACCCCCCAGAGGAGGGAUCAAAGGCAAACUUCAGAGGCUCAACGGCUUUACUUGUUGAGUUAGAAGGCCAGGUAGCUCAAGCAGCUGCCAAUGUUCAGAACGCACAGAGUGAGGUAUCUUACAUAGAGAACAGGAUUGCUGCUCUGAAUGCUGCUGGCAUGCCUGUGGAUAAGAGGAGAAGGUCUGCAAUCCCAAUCCAAGCAAGAAGGCUCUCCGACAACUUUCCCACAAACCAGGUGGACAGGUUUAUGAGGAACUCCCUCUACAGGGGCUCCCUGACGCAGAGGAACCCAGUGGCCAUGCCCAAGACCAGGGCAACCUGUGCGAAACCGGUUAUGACACAGGGCUCAUGAGGAGGAGGCUGAGUAUCCUGUGACUGAGCAGUUUGUCUUCUGACCACAUUCUGUCAGUUCUCAAGCUGAAAUCUAACUGAAUGAAUGAAUGAAUGAAUUUAGGUCUAGUUGCAGGGUGUAUUAGUCAGAUGGGGUGGGACUGCUUCAGGUUUUAUUUAAGACUGUGUCCUUUUUAUAUUAGAUUAUUUUACUAUAUGUUUAGUAUAUAGUAAAUGAAUAAGUUACACAUGAUAUGCACUAACAUUAAUAUGCAUCUUAGGGUAUACACAGGAUUUGCAGAUUAAUUUAAACGCAUGGAAGUUGUUGCAUACACCUUGUGUGCAAAGGCAUUUAUGCUGACCAUAGUAAUCUGAUAUCAUUAGCUGUUUGUUUCAGUGUUCAUGCAGCACAAGUUAAAACAUGAAAUGAAACUUAUGAACUGAAUGAACUUUAAGCAACAGGGCAGUUUUUCAAUAGCUGGUAGUUCACCAGUCCAAAAUACCAUCAGUUUGAAAUACUUUUAUAUUUUCCAAAACAUAUUUUUUUAAAGCAAUGUGAUGUUUAGUUAAUAUUUUUGAUUGGGAAAAAAAAAUGAAAUAAAAUUGGAAUUAUCUCGUAGUUCUCACAGUCACAGACAUGUAACUGCAACAUACAUAAUUGUCCUCCAAGCCAGGACACAUACACCCCCCUACCCCACUACCCUUGCCCUCUCUCUACUCUGUGACUGACAAAUAAAGGCAAUAAGGCAAAAAAAGAAUUAUUUAAAAUAUAUAUGUAUAUAUACACCAUUUUUAUUGUCACAUAAUAUCAAACAUGUAUUCCUAUUAGAUUUGUGAAUCUUCUGCUUUUCUGUAUAUUUAUACCAAUGAGAGAUGUAAAGAAAAAAAUGUUACUUUUUCUUCUUCGGUAUAAUAAGUACGUUUAUGGUGCAUCUUAGUGUGGAUAAACAGGUAUAAUCUAAAUGCAAAUGCUCCUAAAAUUGUACCUUUUUGAUUUUCCUUACAUUUUGCAACAAUGUAAUUCUCAGAAAUUAUUUCAUUUUCUUAUCUCCACAAUCAGCUGAUUUUAACUGCAGGUAUCAUUAUGAAUGCAGAUGAUAAAGGAAAUGUUUGAUUUUCUUUUUUUUUAUCUGAAGACGAUUCUGUGAUUUUCAUCAGCUGUGUGAAAAAAACAGUCGAGCGACAAAUUAAAGGAAAAUGCUGAAUGAAUGAAUUGGAGAUGAAAAACAAAUGCAGAUUCUUCCAUACAGGCCACAAAGAGGCACUUUGAAUUAGUCACCCAUCUGUGGAUUUAAAAUGAUAUUCUGUUUUACUCUAUUUUCUGUUUUACAGUUUGAGAUCAGUAUUUUUAUUUACUACUGAGAGAAAUGAACCACUUCAGUACCAGCACUGAGGUGUUUAGGUUUUUUUUCCAGCUUCUGUUUAAUUAUAUGUCUAAUUCUAAUUUUGCAAUAGCAUUUUUGUCCUAUUAGUCUUAUUAAAUUAUUUA